CUGACUAUACACCAGAGAACACACACAGGAGAGAAACCUUAUAGCUAUGGUCAAUGUGGGAAGAGUUUUGUUACAUCUAGAAAUCUGACUCUACACCAGAGAACACACACAGGAGAGAAAUCUUAUAGCUGUGAUCAAUGUGGGAAGAGUUUUACUACAUCUGGCUCUCUGACUUUACACCAGAGAACACACACAGGAGAGAAACCUUAUAGCUGUGAUCAAUGUGGGAAGAGUUUUAGUCAAUCUAGCUCUCUGACAGUGCACCAGAGAACACACACAGGAGAGAAACCGUAUAGCUGUGAUGAAUGUGGGAAGAGUUUUACUACUUCUGGCUAUCUGACUUUACACCAGAGAACACACACAGGAGAGAAACCUUAUAGCUGUGAUCAAUGUAGGAAGAGUUUUAGUCAAUCUAGCUCUCUGACAGUGCACCAGAGAACACACACAGGAGAGAAACCGUAUAUCUGUGAUCAAUGUGGGAAGAGUUUUACUAGAUCUGGCCAUCUGACAUUACACCAGAGAACACACACAGGAGAGAAAUCUUAUAGAUGUGAUCAAUGUGGAAAGAGUUUUGUUCAAUCUAGCUAUCUGACAGUGCACCAGAGAACACACACAGGAGAGAAACCGUAUAGCUGUGAUCAAUGUGGGAAGAGU
Messenger RNA from Salvelinus namaycush (lake trout), 654 nucleotides. Its product is annotated as zinc finger protein 180-like. The transcript has a single exon. NCBI's taxonomy places the organism in Eukaryota, Metazoa, Chordata, Actinopteri, Salmoniformes, Salmonidae. The annotation marks the transcript as partial. Gene Ontology annotation, biological process: regulation of transcription by RNA polymerase II. Gene Ontology annotation, molecular function: DNA-binding transcription factor activity, RNA polymerase II-specific; RNA polymerase II cis-regulatory region sequence-specific DNA binding. The record is from RefSeq and is a predicted model, not a curated record. Gene Ontology annotation, cellular component: nucleus.